Molecule: messenger RNA, 3962 nt
Organism: Periophthalmus magnuspinnatus
Lineage: Eukaryota; Metazoa; Chordata; Actinopteri; Gobiiformes; Gobiidae
Gene: rnf220a
Product: ring finger protein 220a
Exons: 15
Coding region: 675-2717 (680 amino acids)
Biological process (GO): protein ubiquitination
Molecular function (GO): metal ion binding; ubiquitin protein ligase activity
Source: RefSeq, a predicted model, not a curated record
CCGCGCUGUGGCAGCCCAUCGUCUCCGAUCCGUGCGCUCCCCUCGCGGCUCCGCUCCUCCUCUGACCGCCCUUCUCUGUGUGUCAGCGGAGAAUUGCGCACUGCUAUUCCGACCGAACGUUAGUUGUUUCUCGUGAAAGUACUGCACUUUUCACCUCUUCUUCUCAAAUCUUUGUGGCUGAAAGUGACCCGUUAUCUUCAGGCAGCUGUCCGCUCGCGGCAGCCAAAGUUUGCUCGUGAGGAUAAAAUAGAAAGCCGGAAACAGGAGUCGUCAGCAGAAGACGCGGAUUGUCCCUCGGCGCGUGUGCUGACCAGAAGAUCGAAAAAAACAGGAUCCAGUGUGACAUCAUCUACAGGAAGUUGUGAACUGCUCUUGUCCAUGGAGUGAAACAAAAAGAAAGCAAAAAAGACUGCAUAAAAGACAUAACCGAUCCCCAAAGCACUUAUCUGUAUGGAAUGGAACUCAAGUCAACUGAACCUCACAAAAGACAUAUUUUAAGAAAUGACAUGCUAAUCUGAAAGUAACAUCAUUUUAAAAUAAUCUUAUUUAAAAAAAUUCUCUGGGGAUUGCUACAUAUCUGUUUGAGUAAUUUGCAGUGACCACCUUAGACCCUUUAAAGGGUCGUGGAUGCUCACAAAGUAUUUCAUUUUAGUUCUAAAAAAACAGCAUCAGACAUGGACCUCCACCGAGCAGCCUUCAAGAUGGAGAGCUCCUCCUACCUGCCCAAUCCCCUGGCCUCCCCUGCUCUAAUGGUGCUGGCCUCUACAGCUGAAGCGUCCCGGGAUGCUUCUAUUCCCUGCCAACAGCCACGGCCAUUCGGAGUCCCAGUGUCAGUGGAGAAAGAUGUCCAUUUGCCAUUUAACAAUGGCUCUUACACUUUUGCUUCAAUGUACCACCGCCAAGGUGCUGUGCCCCCUGGAUUCCCCAACAGGGACUUUCCCCCCUCUCUGCUACACCUCCACCAUCAGUUUGCUCCCCCAAACCUGGACUGCUCCCCCAUCAGCAUGCUCAACCACAGCGGGGUGGGUGCCUUCAGGCCCUUUGCCUCUCCUCCAGAGGACCGUGAUGGAGCUCCAGGGGGAUAUCAGUCUGCAUUCACCCCAGCCAAGAGACUCAAAGGCUGCUUGGACCCAGAGGCCUCACCACACCUGCGAUACUCUGACGCCGAAGGCAAAGAGUACGACUUUGGUGGUGCCCAGAUCCCUCCUGGAGGCUCUCCCAGCAGCGCCCUGAAGGCCGUGGAGGAGAGCGGCAAAAAGAUCUUCGCCGUGUCGGGCCUUUUGUCAGACCGAGAGACCUCUUCCAGCCCAGAAGACCGCAUCGAGCGCUGUAAAAAGAAGAUGGUCCUGUAUGAUAGCCAGGCUCCAGUGUGUCCGAUCUGCCAGGUGCUGCUGAGGCCCGGGGAGCUGCAGGAACACAUGGAGACGGAGAUGGAGAGGCUAGCUGCAAUCUGCCUCAGUAAGAACCCUUCACCCAAGGAUGGCAUCGUAACUCCUGGAACUCCCAAGUCAAUGCUGUUGUCGGUGCACAUCAAGCGCGAGGGUGAAUCUCCCGUGGUCUCGCCGCUGUCCUCUGAAGACGCCCAUCACUCGGACAGAUACCAGACGUUUUUACGGGUUCGGGCAAACAGACAAACGAGAUUGAAUGCUCGUAUAGGCAAAAUGAAGAGGAGGAAGCCAGAGGAUGGGGGCCAGGUAUGUCCUCUCUGCAGUGCCCCUUUGACUGGGAGCGAGGAGGAGAUGAGUAGACAUGUGGAACAAUGCCUCAUCCAGCGUGAGGGUGCAUUAGAUGAUGACUCCGUUGACAUGGACGGUGAAAACGGCAGAGGCUUUGAAGAAUACGAGUGGGCAGGACAGAAAAGGAUCAGAGCUACAGCGUUAUUGGAAGGAGGUUUCAGAGGAACAGGUUUUGCCACUUGCAGUAUCAAGGAGAGUGGUGCGGACAGUGACGCAGACCUGGACGUAGAUGGAGAUGACACUUUGGAAUAUGGCAAGGCUCAGUACACUGAAGCUGACAUCAUUCCCUGUUCCGGGGCAGGGGAGGACCAGGGAGAGGCCCGGGAACGAGAGGCACUACGCGGAGCAGUACUCAACGGUGGGGUACCUUCUAAUAGAAUAACUCCAGAGUUUUCAAAAUGGGCUAGUGACGAAAUGCCUUCAACGAGCAAUGGGGAAAGCAGCAAGACUGACGCCAAUACUCCGUCUUCGUCCUCCUCUGCUUCAAAUGUUCCGCGAACUUGUAAAAACAGCGAAAUUGAAAAGGUAACGGAGGAGGAGUCCACAGCAACCACGAUGGAGGCUCUGAAGGCCCGGAUCAGAGAGCUGGAAAAGCAGAUCCUCAGAGGGGAUAGAUACAAGUGCUUGAUCUGCAUGCAGAGGAAGCCUGCUGUCCAGUCAGGUGUGGAGAUCAAGAGCGUAGGGGCGUGGCCAGGCCCCCGGCCACUGACCAAUGAGGUUGGAGAGAGGCCGCCUAAGUCCCUUCCCCUCGGCCUGUACUGCCUGUACAGAGGCCUUGUGAUUGGUGGCUACAGCAGCGGCAUAAAGAGGCUCCUCCCACAGCCUUUAAGGAGGGACUCCUACACGAUGCCGCUCACCUCCAUCCAGUGCUGGCAUGUCCACUGUGAAGAGUGUUGGCUCAGGACUCUGGGUAAUAAGAAGCUUUGUCCGCAGUGCAACACCAUCACCUCACCUGGAGAUCUAAGGCGUGUCUAUUUGUAAAAAGCACACCCCGCCUCCUGCCCCUCCCUCCUUCUUCACUUUCCACCCACCAUCUUGGAUAUCAUCGCCACUUCCUGAUGCUCUUCAUUUGUUUGUCUUUUCUCACGGCCUGCACUGGUAUCGAAAGCCCCCACCCCACCCCCCAAGACAAGAGCGCAGAGACUAGUAGACAUUAAUAUGGAAGCUCUUUCAGCAGGUGGUUAAAUAGUGAAAAACUCAAGAAAAAGACUUGCAAUGCCACCAGGCUGUGUCCAUCCAGAGAGGGUUGGAUUUUGUGCAUUUUUAUAAGUGAUACCACACCAGGACCUAAAGACUAUCAACAUUUGACUGGUGCUGGAAUGCCUUUCUGUUUAACAAAUAAGAACUGAAAUUUAAAAAAUGCUACUCAAUCUAAAGUGAACUGAGAAAAACGUCACCUCAAAAAGGAGUUUUGAUGUUCAUCUUCUAUCUCCCCUUGUACCUCCUUCAAAUCUUUUCUUUCCCUCUCAUUUUGUGGUGUUCUAGUGAAGUAAAAACCAAAAUGUCGCCCCUCUGAAAUGCAAGCACAUGUAUUAUAGUUCUAUGUAUGUUUACAAUGUUGGGUGUAAAUGACAUAGAGUUCAAGCAUACACACUUGUUAAUAAAGAAAGUACCACAAGUUACUGUACCAUCAUCAGACUUAUAAUCUUUAGGCCCUGUUUUUACCUGUAGGUGAAUGGGUUUGGGAAUAAUAUUUGGGAAAAAAUGGCUAGAAUAAAGCCUUCUGUAUUUUUUAAAAAGAUUAUUUGUCAAGUUUUAUUUCAAUGUACAGAAAUUUAAAAGAUUUCAGUAAUCGAUGGGAAACGCGGUGUACUUUUUCUGCCUCUUGGUCAGAUGAUGUCAGAAGAUUUGUAACAAUAACUGUCGCCCAAAAUAAGAAAAUAAUGGACCUGCUUUGUUAUGUCAUGCCACUAUUUCUUGCUUAUUUGGAAGAAUGCACUCUAAACCAUAGUCUACACUCUUUUGCUUUGCCCUUAAAUGUCUCCCAAGGAUUUUCCAUAAUUCUUCUAAUACCGCAUUGCUGCAAAAAUCUCAAAUGUUCAAUCUGGAAAGGCAGCUUCUUUCUAGCUAUAAAAUGGAUGUAAUGGCAACCCCCCCAGAAGUCUACAGUGGCAGCAGCAGCCCAGGUGGUGGUGUGCUUGUGUUUGUAAAUUGUAUUCUGUGAUGUCUGUAUUGUUGUAAAAAAUGCUGAAAAAAGACAAAAAUAAAACUUCUCAAAUACCGUGA